This is a messenger RNA of Diaporthe amygdali, 291 nucleotides long. RefSeq names its product benzoate 4-monooxygenase cytochrome p450. The transcript has a single exon. Lineage: Eukaryota; Fungi; Ascomycota; Sordariomycetes; Diaporthales; Diaporthaceae. The record is from RefSeq and is a predicted model, not a curated record. Bases 1 to 291 code for a protein of 96 amino acids.
AUGAGGGUCACUUCUUGCUUCUUGCAUGGCCAGGUGGUGGCCCAGACAAGUGAAGCGGCCCUGUCCAAAGAGUGUAAAUGCUGCCGCCUGUCCAACGCCCGCUUGGAGCCCCUCGCCACCCUGGGCCACGGGAACCCAGCGCUCGGGUCUGUACGCGAGGGGGUCGUCAAAGUACUCGGGCCGGCGGUUGAGGCUCCAGAAGGGGACACCAAGCUCCAUCCCCUCAGGGAAGGACAUGCCGUCAAGCACCAUGCCGCCUGGCCCAGCGACACGGGGGGAGAUCCCGGGUAA